UAGAUUUCUGGCUCACCACGUCAAGCCCAGGUGUAGCGACCAUCACCACCAUAGCUCAGUACACUUUCUCUCACACCUUAAUCUGUACCACCAUGACGUCCACUUCCGCCCGUCAGCCACUCUACUUGCGAUGCGAGAUGAAGAAGGCAGAGCACCGCGCUGCCCUCACACCAACCACAGCCAAGCAGCUCCUAGAUGCUGGCUUCGAUGUGACGGUGGAGAGGGAUCCCCAGAGGAUCUUUGAUGAUGAGGAGUAUGAGCGUGUCGGCUGCAAGCUUGCUCCUCACAACACAUGGGAGUCUCUGCCCACCAACAUCCCCAUCAUCGGUCUCAAGGAGCUUCCCGCUCCUGGACCUCCCCUCCCCCACACCCACAUCCAGUUCGCCCACUGCUACAAGCAACAAGGUGGCUGGGUGGAUGUACUGUCUCGAUUCAAGCAGGGAGGUGGAAAGCUCUAUGAUCUAGAGUUCCUCGAGGAUGCCAAUGGUCGUCGAGUUGCCGCUUUCGGUUGGCACGCCGGAUUUGCUGGUGCGGCGCUGGGUCUCCUGGCUCUCGCCGAGCAGAAUGAGUCGCGCCGCCUGGGCGCCCAGAAGCGCUACCCGAACGAGGAGGCUCUCAUGAAGGUCGUUCGUGCACAGGUGGAUAAGCUGAAGGCUGCCAGCAAGGAUGGAAAGGUCAAGGCUCUCGUUGUGGGCGCUUUGGGCCGUUGUGGACGAGGAGCCGUAGACUGCCUUGAGAAGGCCGGUCUCUCCUCUGGAGACAUUGUCAAGUGGGACAUCCAGGAGACCUCUGCCAAGUCUGGCCCCUACCAGGAGCUUCUCGAUGUGGACCUCUUUGUCAACUGCAUCUACUUGAACAAGAAGAUUCCUCCUUUCCUCAACCGAGAGUCCAUCUCUCAGGCCGGUCAGGAUCGUCGCCUGGGCUGUGUGGUGGACGUCUCGUGCGAUACCACGAACCCCAACAACCCACUGCCGAUCUACGACAUCAACACCACCUUCGACGAGCCCACUGUGGAUGUGGAUGGUCUGGCCAAGGGAGCACCACCCAUGACAGUCAUCUCCAUCGACCAUCUCCCCACACUGCUGCCCCGCGAGGCAUCAGAGGCAUUCUCAUCCGACCUCAUGCCAUCUCUCCUGCAGCUACCCUACGCUACCGGUCUCAAGAAGCUGGGUGAGGAAGACGUUCAGGCUGACGGACAGCCAAAGGAGGACAGGGGGGCCGUAUGGGCUCGGGCAGAGAAGCUCUUUAGGCAGAAGCUGUCGGAGGCUGAGAAGGAGGGAGCUUAAGAGUCUUCGACGUUGUUACUCUCUAGUGCUCGGCCUCGUUUGCUUUUGCAAGAAUAUUAUAGAGAUGCGCGACUACGUCGCAAAAGCAAUGAGAUAGAUCUGCGAUCAGUGCG
Molecule: messenger RNA, 1399 nt
Organism: Microstroma glucosiphilum
Lineage: Eukaryota; Fungi; Basidiomycota; Exobasidiomycetes; Microstromatales; Microstromataceae
Product: Formate/glycerate dehydrogenase catalytic domain-like protein
Exons: 2
Coding region: 93-1286 (397 amino acids)
Cellular component (GO): cytoplasm
Molecular function (GO): saccharopine dehydrogenase (NAD+, L-lysine-forming) activity
Source: RefSeq, a predicted model, not a curated record